UGUUGAAAAGUAACACUUCUCCGCAGAGCCAAAGGUUGAGCCCCGGGAAGGAGAGAGUGUACCUCUCGGGCACAAAAUAUGUCUUUGUAUGCGUUCUAAAGCUUGUCCCACUGCCUCUUUCUCGGUAGAAGUGGUCAAAUGAAGCGAGGAUUAUAACGUUUCAUCGUCGGCGGCAAGCUCCGGCUGUGGGCCGGUCGGUAGUAUUAACGAGUUCCGACCCGGCCAUUUCCCCCUCGGGAGGGGAGGGUAGACAGGGGAUGUCUGAGGAGGACGUCCGCCAGACACGCAGCCAGAAGAGGGCGCUGGAAAGGGAUGCUGCACCCCAGACAAUAGAAUCUUCCAGAGAUAACAAUGAAAGCAAAAAGCCUAAGCUGGACCUGUCCGAACCCACUGCCCAAGCACUCAUUAAAUCUGACCCCGAACUGGAACAGGAUGGUCAGAGUCCAACUGAGACUGGAUCAAAUGAGGAGCCGACGCAGUUACCAGCGCUAGCAGUGAAAGACGAGGCCGCCCAUGAAACGAGCUCGGACAAUCAAACUGGAUGCAAUGACAGAACCAGAAGGGCUCUGAAAGCGGAGUCGGACGUGGAUACCAAGAACCACUUACCAGUGACGGAGCCGAAGGCUUCCAGUGGCAUGUUGGCUACGGGCGAGGUGAAGGCCACCAUCAAAGUUGAGGUUCAGACUGGAGAACAGCCUGUGGACAUGAGCACUUCCAAAGGCAUCAAACGAGAGAAGCGACCUGCAUCCCCUGAGGAGGAUGAUGACAUCAUCAUCUUGUCAGACAAUGACUCCCCGAGUCCUCCGGUGAAUGGUCUGAACCACUUGAAGGAGCUGGACACGGACCUCCUCAUGAAGAGCAGCCCGGCCGAGCGCGAGCGCAUCAUUAAGCAGCUGAAAGAGGAGCUGAGGCUGGAGGAGGCCAAGCUGGUGCUGCUGAAGAAGCUCCGACAAAGCCAGUUACAGCGGGACACUCUGAAGUCCUCGGGGGUGUCCACCUCCUCCGCUCCACCUCCUCUAAUACGUGGGACCAUCGCAAGCGGCAAAAGCUCUCAACAGCUGGUGACGGGCAGGACUUCAGGCACGGUCAUCCCCCCACCUUUGGUGCGUGGAGGGCAGCAGGUGUCGUCCAAACAUGGCUCCCAGAUCAUCAUGCCGCCUCUUGUUAGAGGAGCGCAGCAGGUCCAGGCUCUCCGCCAGCAGCAGCAGCAGCAGUUGGCGUCCACCGGAGGUGGAGGCUCCGGGCCGCCUCCGUUACUGUUGGGGACCAGGACCUCGGCCCCUGCUGGCCAGGGCCAGAGAAACAUGUUGCAGACAGGCCUCAUCAGAGUAGGAACUAGUGCAAACUCACUGUCCUCGUCCACUUUGAAGGUGUCCUCCUCAGGGAGCGGCGGCGUGACUCUGGUCGGCACCAACGACAGUCCAGCCAGCCGCCAAGCCGCAGCCAAACUAGCUCUGCGGAAGCAACUAGAGAAGACCCUCUUGGAGAUCCCGCCGCCCAAGCCUCCUGCUCCCGAGUUUAGCUUCCUGCCUUCGGCGGCCAAUAAUGAGUUCAUCUACUUGGUGGGACUCGAGGAAGUGGUCCAGAACUUGCUGGAUACCAUUCACAGAGGAAAGACGGGCGUAGCUCUGCCCAAGCUGGUCGUCAGAGACCCCUUCGUGUGCACCCAGUGCCACACCGACUUCACGUGCAGGUGGAGGCAGGACAAGGCCAAAGGAGGCAUCGUCCUCUGCGAAGACUGCAUGUCGUCCAAUCAGAAAAAGGCCCUGAAAGCCGAGCACACCAACAGGCUGAAAGCCGCUUUCGUCAAAGCGCUGCAGCAAGAGCAGGAAAUCGAGCAGCGCAUCAUUCAGCAGACGUCUUCAUCCAUCUCCCACGGUAGCUCUUCAUCCUCUUCGUCGUCACUGAAGGCGGAGCAACUGGUAGCUCAGCAGCUGAAGCAGGCUCAAGCACGAUCCUCCCUGCACCGAGGGUCCAACGUCAUCCACCAUCACUCCAUCAAGAGCUCCCAGGGCCAGCUGUCCCACAGUAGCGUGGUGAGGGGUGUCCCCCACUCCUUCUCCUCCUCUUCCCAGCUGCAGAGUGCCGUGGCGGCCGCCGCUUUGGUCAGCCGUCCAGGUAAGCACGUGACCCAGCGCUCUGUCCAGAUUUCAAAGGUGAGCAGCAGUGGAGUCGGCGGCAGCAGGAAUGUGAGCGGAGGAGGUAGUGCCUCAUCCACUGCAUGGAAGAAGCAGAGCAACAGCAACAAAGGUGUGACCAUGGCCUACGUGAACCCCAGCCUGAGCGGACACAAGACCUCAGCCAGCGUGGACGCACGUCAGAGGGAGUACCUGCUGGACAUGAUACCCUCACGCUCGUCCAUCUCGCAGACUGCAAACACAUGGAAAUGAAUAACAAAACAGAAAACAUGCCAUCUAGAACCUUCUUUGUUCACAAUACGGUGAACAGCGCACCCUGGAGGAAUGUAUGGCAAUUACAAUCUGAAAGUGAAGAAACCUUCCCUUUCUUAUCUUUUUUUUUUUUGUAUGAUUUCUUAUUUUCUGUUAGUUUUAAGGUUUGCUGUCCAUCAGCAUCUGUGCAGAUAGUUUUCAUAUGAUUGGGGCAAAGAAAUAAAAAAAACAAAAACUUGGUACUUGUGUCUGGGUAAUUACGUUAAAUUACACUUGAAUGUUUUUUUUUUUUUAAAUUGUUUCAAACCUAAUCAUACCAGGCAAAAGUUGUACAAUUUUCCAUUACAUCCAUCCCUUGUAGUUAAAAGGUGGAAUUUAUUUUGUAUUUGCAAUAAGUUAUUUUUUGUUCUUUUCUUUUUGGACUGAUGUUUCUUUUUUUCCAAAUCUAUUGUGGUUGUUUCCACAAAUGAAGAGGUUUAUUUUUAGCUUUGUUUUCUUCUUUCUGUUUAACAGCAUGCUGACCUUUUAACCCCCCCAUGUUCAUUUUUGGCACCUUAGCUAGAGAAGCAUGGUGUUGUCAUCUGUAAUUACCAUUUGCUUAUUUUAUAUUGCUGUCAACAUUUGUCAUUUUAAUUUGUUUCAUCUUCAUGGUUGAAAUAGCUGGAUUUUCCAUCUUAAAAAGAGCAAAACAAAUAUUUCCACAUUGUGAACCUGGGAAGCACAAGCCAAUUCUUUCAGUCGUUUUUGUUUUAUAUCUUGUAGCUUCUCACCGCAUUGCAGAAUUUCUCCGCUUACCCAUGCUAAAUUGCAUUGUGCAAAUUAAUGUUCAUAAUUAUUUUGGUUUACUUUUUUCCUAGCCCCUAAAUAAAUAAUAAAAAAUAUACAUUUUAA
Messenger RNA from Doryrhamphus excisus (bluestripe pipefish), 3281 nucleotides. RefSeq names its product transcriptional repressor p66-alpha. Gene Ontology annotation, biological process: negative regulation of transcription by RNA polymerase II. Gene Ontology annotation, cellular component: NuRD complex. The record is from RefSeq and is a predicted model, not a curated record. Lineage: Eukaryota; Metazoa; Chordata; Actinopteri; Syngnathiformes; Syngnathidae. Gene Ontology annotation, molecular function: sequence-specific DNA binding.